AUGCAGGCGCUCCGCGACGACGCAGAUCGACUUCAAGCACAGCACAACAUGGCCUUGAGCGCAGCAACAGCCGAGACAAACCGGGUGCGCGCCGACGUCCAACGACUGCAACGCACGGUCGAAGAGUUGCAGACGUCGAAUUUUGACUUCAAGAAAUUCGUUCAAACCAUCACCGAAGAGGACGAUGCGAUCCGCGACCAACUCGAGGCCAUGCUCGCAACAGGUCUUGGUGUGCUGCGCUACUCGAACGUCGGCGUCGCUUGCUUAAAGCUUGGCGCGACCCUCGAGCGCGUCGUCUAUGCGCUGCAUGAAAAAAUGGCUGCACCGCGCAGUUGUGCUACGGCGGAUGACGACCGCGCCAACGUGCUGACGACCGAGGUGCGCAUGCGCGAAGUGCAACUCGACGCCUUGCGCAACGAAGUGGACGAGCUCCACAUCGGGUUCCGGACCAUGGAAAAGCUCGCGGCCGACCGCCUCGAUGCGCUCGAACAGCUCCGAUCGGAGCUCGACCAAGCCAAUGCGCAGGCAGCGGCACGGAGCGACGCGCAGCGCCAUAUUACAGCAAGCCUCCAGCAAGAAAUCGCGUGCCACAUCGAGUCCAUUGCGCAGCUGCAAGCCGAGAAGCGGUCGGCGCUAACCACCAGCGCGACCGAGAUCGAGUCGUACGAAGACGUGCUCAAGGAAGAGUUUGCAGUCAUGCGCAAGGCGUAUGAGCUCAAGGCCAAGCAAGCGCAAGAGCAGUUGGAGGCCCAAGAGAAGAAUCAUUUCAAGCAGCUUCACGAGCUGGUUCGAAAACACAAAGAAGAUCGCGUGCUCGAAGAGAUUCGCACCAAGAAGAUCCAGCACGAGCUGCAGAUCCUGAAGGAGAAGUACAUCCACGCCGCGAGUGGUAUUACCAGCGCGGCUAUUAGUAUCAAAGACCCACUUGGCGGGGCAUCGAGUAACGUUGGUACCUAAUUCACAAGCGGCGACGGCAUCGUAGAGGUGCAGUGUGGACCUAUUAU
Molecule: messenger RNA, 1004 nt
Organism: Saprolegnia parasitica CBS 223.65
Lineage: Eukaryota; Oomycota; Saprolegniomycetes; Saprolegniales; Saprolegniaceae
Exons: 6
Coding region: 1-957 (318 amino acids)
Source: RefSeq, a predicted model, not a curated record